AUGAUGGAUUUCUUCACAGAGGAUCUAUGGUCGAUUAUACUAGCGAGACUACCACUAAAAACCAUGGCCACUUCAAAAUUGGUCUGCAAGCAAUGGAAAUCGAUCCUCGAAUCUCCGUUUCUCCAAGAGAUUUUUCUGUCACAUCAUCAAAACUCACAUCCUUCAUGGUCUCUCAUGCGCAGAGAUGCACCAGAAAAAGUUGUGGCUCAUUACGGAUGUGAAGUUUGGGGACUUCCACGAUCGCUUGGCUCUUACUAUACUGUCUUGGCUUACACCGAUAUCGGAUUGAUUUUGCUCCACGUGAGGACUUUAUUUGUGGAUGAAACCUAUUACGUAGCUAAUCCGAUUACAAAACAACGCAUCAAAAUCCCUCCUCCAUCUGAAGAUCUUCUAGGGUUUGCAGAAACUACAGAAGAGCUAGGGUUUGUUGAUUCAUAUUUCUUUCUCAGGCAGGCGAGUCUCGUCGCUCAAACUGAAAACGGCGUCGUCUUGGGGUACAAAGUUGUUCUGACCGGAACAAGAUUCAGGGACACCGGAUGUUUCAUAGUUUUCCUUAUGUAUUCAUCAGAGACAGGCACGUGGAGUUACAAAACUCUCCAAUCUUCUCUCCCGUUGGUCAGUUCCUAUCAUUGUGAUUCCAUUAGCUUGAACGGAAAUCUUUACUGGCUCGGCAACAACCUAGUCAGUCAAGAUGUCCUUGUAUCCUACGACUUCUAUGGUUCUGAAAAUCAAUGCCGAGUUAUCCCUUUUCCUGAUUCAGAAGAAGAAAAACCCAAUUUCAAAAGAUCUUGCACAGCUUCUGAAGGAAAUCUCAUGUAUAUGAACAUAACCUCCCAAUACAAAGAUGAUGGAAGCUUGGAGAAUAAGUUACGUGUAUGGAGGCUAAAGAACGGCAGCGAAUGGCAACUAGUAUCUGAAACCUCCCCGGCUUUUAUCAAGACCGGUACUGAUUAUAUUCCGCUGGUGAUAAACCCCUUUGAUGCGAAUACAGUGUACCUGUGGAGCGAGAUGGAUAAAUCUUUGGUAUCUCUCAACUUGCGCAAUGGGAAUCUUGAGCUUCACAAUGAGCUGGAACGUAGCAGCAAUGGUCAGACUCUGAGUUCUUUUCGAUGCAUUAAAGAGAUGAACACAAUGGAAUGCCUCUCAAACUCAUAUUUUUCGUUUGUUCUCCCCCGGUGGCUGUAUCGAAUCCCUCGCCGGCAACACUGA
This is a messenger RNA of Microthlaspi erraticum, 1209 nucleotides long. The record is from the annotation of a GenBank genome assembly. Lineage: Eukaryota; Viridiplantae; Streptophyta; Magnoliopsida; Brassicales; Brassicaceae.